AUGGUUGUACUGUCACACCACUGUCCCAGGUUAGAGUACAAAUGUAUCAUACAGAUCAAACAGUGUACUGAUGGAAACAGAGAUAAUCCUGUACAGGUGUUACAAUGUAUACAGUCCACCGGAGAUUAUAUCACGUCCUCUAAGUCAUUAUCUAAAGGUAUCAUACAGAUUAAACAGUGUACUGACGGAAACGGGGAUAAUCCUGUACAGUGUAAACUAAAUUCUGCCGAGUUUCAUCCAACCUCACAAGUGAUGCUGGUAGCUGGUAUGAAUCAGACUCUAAAUCUGUUUCAGGUUGAUGGCAAAAAUAACCCAAAGAUACAGAGUAUAUUCUUAGAGAAUUAUCCAAUAUACUCAGCUCAUUUUAGUGCCAAUGGAGAGGAGGUUAUCAUGGGGUCAAAACAUAAAGGUUUUCAUUAUUAUGACAUGAUGGUUGGAAAGAUGAUCAGUGUACCUCCUGUUAAAGGUUUAGGAGAAGUAAAUAUGAAGAGAUUUGUUGUGUCACCUGAUGGAAGAUUUAUAGCAUUCCUAGGACUAUAUGGAAGUAUACACUUAUUGUCAGCCAAGUCGAAAGAAUUGAUCUAUACACAGAAGAUGAAUGGUAGUGUCGGUGGUGUAUGUUUUUCACAAGAUGGAAGUACAAUGUAUUCAUAUGGGGAUGAUGGUGAUGUAUAUAUAUGGGAUAUGAAGACACGUGACUGUAUUCACAGAUUUAUAGACGAUGGAUGUACAAAAGGAAUGUCUAUUGCUGUUUCUCAUGAUCAUAAUUUCUUAGCUUGUGGAUCCUAUAGUGGUGUUGUGAACAUUUACGAACCAUCAGUGUGUCUUAAAUCUAGGUCACCCAAACCAUUGAAAGCAUUAUUAAAUUUAACCACACCUUGUACGAACUUAGUAUUUAAUUCAACAUCAGAAAUAUUAGCUAUGUGUUCAGAUUCUGCAGAAAGAGCAGUAAAAUUAGUACAUGUGCCUUCACAGACAGUGUUCUCUAACUUUCCUGAUAGACUAGAUGCUAAAUUACGUAUCCCUUUGUGUAUGGACUUCUCAAGAAAUAGUGGUUAUUUUACCGUUGGCACAAACAAGGGUUUAGCCCUACUUUACAGGGUGAAGCACUACAGCAACUACUAGUCAUACCUAUUAAACAAACAAUUAACAUGCAGGUCAUCUAAAAGGAGAUACAGAUCGAUGAACAUCAAAUAAAACCAGAUUCAACAGAUAUUAUACUGUAUAAGCCUGUUUAAGGUUUCCAUUGUUAUUUGAUGCCAUAGAGAACAUAUAUCCAGUUUUAUUACUAUAUAAAGAAGUGAACUUUGGAAAUUAUAUAUUUAUAGACAUUGUCAAUAUAUUUGCAAUGUACAUGAAUCUUUUAGCAAUGUUAUAUUUAUGGUACAUGUAUUAUCAGUGACUUUUAUAAUAUAACUUAUCAUUGAUGUAGAUAUAUUGGUAAGAUUAGGAAUAUUUGUUAGUUAGUGAUGCAAACUGAUUUAGUUAUUUGAUACUUUAGAACACCAAACAUUGCUAAAUAGUUUAUAUUGUAUAAUUAUACUCUUAUUGACAUUUGAAAUUUUAACAUCAAUUGAAGUCACAACAAGAACAAGCUGUCUGUAUCUGUCACAAUGUUUUACAAAUCUGAAUUAAAUGAUGUAAAAAU
Mytilus trossulus (common blue mussel) is the source of this 1648-nucleotide messenger RNA. RefSeq names its product U3 small nucleolar RNA-associated protein 18 homolog. Gene Ontology annotation, molecular function: protein binding. Gene Ontology annotation, cellular component: Pwp2p-containing subcomplex of 90S preribosome; small-subunit processome. Lineage: Eukaryota; Metazoa; Mollusca; Bivalvia; Mytilida; Mytilidae. Gene Ontology annotation, biological process: rRNA processing. The record is from RefSeq and is a predicted model, not a curated record. The coding region runs from base 1 to 1125 and encodes 374 amino acids. The transcript has 10 exons.